Messenger RNA from Syzygium oleosum, 1115 nucleotides. Its product is annotated as glutathione S-transferase F9-like. Gene Ontology annotation, molecular function: glutathione transferase activity; glutathione binding. The coding region runs from base 267 to 914 and encodes 215 amino acids. NCBI's taxonomy places the organism in Eukaryota, Viridiplantae, Streptophyta, Magnoliopsida, Myrtales, Myrtaceae. Gene Ontology annotation, cellular component: cytoplasm. The transcript has 3 exons. The record is from RefSeq and is a predicted model, not a curated record.
UCGUUCGGUGCUCUGAUGCAGUGCGUUUCUUUAUAAGGCGAAGAGACACACGGUGGGAGAGACCCAUCGAGAAGCGACAAGGGCGGGAGGCGGGUCGUGAUUUGGUAGGUUGGUUCCUUGAAGAUGACGUGGGCAACUUCGUAUGAUGCUCUGAUGCAGAGCGUUUCUUUAUAAGCCGAAGAGACGCACAGUGGAAGAGACCCAUCAAGAAGCGACAAGGAGAGAGAGAGAGAGAGAGAGAGAGAGAGGGAGGGAGAGAGAGAGAAAUGGUGGUGAAGGUGUACGGGCCUGACUACGCGUCGCCGAAGCGAGUGCUGGUGUGCCUAAUCGAGAAGGGCGUCGAGUUCGAGACCGUCCCUAUCGAUCUCUUCAAGGGCGAGCACAAAGUCCCCGAGUUCGUAAAGCUCCAGCCCUUCGGAUCAGUUCCUGUGGUUCAAGAUGGCGACUACACUCUUUUCGAAUCGCGGGCCAUCAUAAGGUAUUAUGCCGAGAAAUACAAGCACCAAGGGACCGACCUGCUGGGGAAGACAAUAGAGGAGAGGGGGCUUGUUGAGCAGUGGCUCGAAGUCGAGGCCCAGAACUUCCAUCCGCCAAUCUUCGACCUCGUCCUCAAAAUUGUCUUCGGCCCAUUUAUGGGACUUACCCCAGAUCCGAAGCUGCUCCAAGAGAGCGAGGACAAGCUCUGUAAGGUGCUGGACGUCUACGAGGAGAGGCUGUCGAAAAGCAAGUACCUGGCGGGGGAUUUUUUCAGCCUCGCCGACCUGAGCCACCUCCCGUUCACGCAGUACUUGGUGGGCAAAAUGGGGAAGGAGUGCCUGAUAAGGGACCGGAAGAAUGUCAGUGCGUGGUGGGACGACAUCUCGAGCAGGCCUUCCUGGAAGAAGGUCGUCGAGCUCUGGCCCGGCCUGUAUUAGGACUGUUUUAUUAGGCGUGCCGGAUGCACCCGAGUCCUUGGUCCAUGCGAAGGAGGAGUCACUUUUCGUGGACUAGCGAGUCUCUCCGUGCCUAAUUAGUAUGUUACUACUCGAUCCCAAUCGGCGGAUUCGGGGGAUCGAAUAAGCUUUGUUGAGUCUGAUUUGUAAAGAUCACGUGUCAACUGGGAUCACUCCAGUGUA